This is a messenger RNA of Phalacrocorax carbo (great cormorant), 3742 nucleotides long. NCBI's taxonomy places the organism in Eukaryota, Metazoa, Chordata, Aves, Suliformes, Phalacrocoracidae. The record is from RefSeq and is a predicted model, not a curated record.
GAUCAAUCCCAGAUUCCUUUGCUGAGCUGCUAUAUCCUCACCCAUAUUGAAUGCAUAGUCUCACUUAUGAUUUCUUCUUCUGUGAACACUUGAUACAAAUUUAGAUUUAUGCCUCAUCUCAAAUUUAAUGCAGAGACUUAAAAUGAAGUAUUGUGAGGAACACAGGGCUGGAAAGGACAGCCUAGGUCAUUGAGCCUAGUCAUUUGAUGCUGAAGACACCAGGCACCGUACAAUCCUGUUCAUCUUAAAAGCAGCUUUACAUGUGGUACACAUGAAAAUGAGGCUGAGAACGCGGAAAGCUUCUCAGCAGUCGAAUCAAAUUCACACACAACGUGCUUUGAGGGCAAAGAGGAAACAUUCGGAGGUGGAAGAGAGCUUACCUGUUGGCGGAGGAAGACCACAGAAAAAUGAAACUGGCUUGUUGUCUUCAAUCAAAAAGUUUAUUAAAGGAAGCACACCCAAGGAAGAAAGAGAAAAUCCUGCAAAAAGAAGUAGAAUUGAACGGGAUAUAGAUAACAACUUGAUUACAUCCACACCUCAAACAGGAGAAAAGCCUAAUAAACAGAUCUCUCGAGUACGACGGAAAAGUCAAAUGAAUGGAGAAGCUGGAAGUUACGAAAUGACAAACCAACAUGUAAAGCAAAAUGGAAAAUUAGAAGAUAAUCCCACCACUGGUAGCCCCCCACGAACUACACUACUGGGAACCAUAUUUUCUCCCGUUUUCAAUUUUUUUUCACCAGCAAAUAAAAAUGGAACGUCAGGAUCAGAUUCGCCAGGACAAGCUGUCGAAGCUGAAGAAAUAGUCAAACAGCUUGAUAUGGAACAGGUAGAUGAGAUUACUACAAGUACUGCAACAUCAACCAACGGAGCAGCUUACACUAGCCAAGCAGUGCAGGUCAGGUCUACGGUCAACAAUGGUUUGGAAGAAGUGGAGGAAACAACCGACCGUGACCUGCCACCACUUACAGCACCAGUAUCUCCAGACAGUGGCUACUCAUCAGCUCAUGCGGAAGCCACCUAUGAAGAAGACUGGGAAGUCUUUGAUCCAUAUUAUUUCAUCAAACAUGUUCCACCACUAACAGAAGAACAACUUAACAGGAAGCCAGCUCUUCCACUGAAAACGAGAAGCACACCAGAAUUCUCAUUAGUUCUAGACUUGGAUGAAACAUUAGUGCACUGUAGUCUAAAUGAACUAGAAGAUGCUGCACUCACUUUCCCAGUUCUCUUUCAAGAUGUCAUUUACCAGGUUUAUGUCCGGUUAAGGCCAUUCUUCCGAGAAUUCCUGGAACGUAUGUCUCAGAUUUAUGAGAUCAUUCUUUUUACUGCUUCUAAGAAGGUGUAUGCAGACAAGUUGUUGAACAUACUAGACCCUAAAAAGCAGCUGGUCAGGCAUCGACUUUUCCGUGAGCAUUGUGUUUGUGUACAAGGAAAUUACAUAAAGGAUUUAAACAUUCUCGGUAGAGAUCUUUCCAAAACGAUCAUAAUUGACAAUUCACCGCAAGCCUUUGCGUACCAGCUUUCAAAUGGAAUUCCUAUAGAAAGCUGGUUCAUGGACAAAAAUGACAACGAACUCCUAAAAUUGAUUCCAUUUCUGGAGAAACUUGUAGAGCUGAACGAAGAUGUCCGACCUCACAUCAGAGACAGAUUUCGCUUGCAUGACUUGCUACCCCCAGAUUAAAGCCUUUCGUCCCAGUACUGAAGGGGGAGAAAAUGCAGGACCCUUUUGGACUAAAACAAAACAUUGCCAUUACUGUUGAAAUUUUGCAUUUUUGUACCCCGUCUUGCUUUUCUUAUCUUUGGUGCCCAACAAUAAUCAAGGGUUACAGAAAGAGACUUUCUACACCUGAGAUCGAAUCCAUUCAGUACAAUACAGUACACCGCGGUAGGUAGGCUAGAACAGAAGAGUCUUUAGAACUAGUGCAACUCCGAUGAAAUUUUUUUAUGUACAGGACAUCUGCAGUUUAUAAAGAAUUCUGUUUCUGCCACCAGCAGUUUGACCUGUAGAAACACAGGAUUUUAUGAUAUAACAGAGAUUGAAAAUGGACUCUUGUUUUCUCUCUGUUCGGUGCUCUAAGUGGGUUUGUAGCCACUUUUCUGUUACUUUUAAGAUUCUCAUUUCAACAGGAAUGGCCAGUAAAAGUUGUUUUAUUUUUCCUGUUAAGGUUUAUAACCUUUUUACAUUUUUGACCUGUAUUAGAUUAGAGUUUCAUUAUGCAUUCCUUUUAGUUGAGGCGCUUCAUAGCUUUUCUGGAAAUAGCCAAAUUUUCUUAGUUUUUUAUUAAACAGUUGGAUGGCCGUUUUCCUGCUUCGUCUGCCUGCAUACUGUAUAUUUGUUUAAAAAUAUUCUCUAGUUUUAGCCCACGUAAGUUUCAUUUAGAAAGAAAACCCCUGCAUUUAUAUUUUCUUUCUGUAAUAUUCUACUGUAGUUGAAAUCUUUUCAAAAAUCAAGAGACUGGCUAGAUAAGAAGAAUAUAAGAAUUACUAAUAUUCAGAAUAUUUUAAACCAUUGUGAUGGCAUGUACUCGGACAGACGAUAUCUUGCAGUGGCACAACCAACUGACGGACAAGGAAUACCUCAGACUGUGCUGUGCGUGCAGGUCUUGAAAGGAGAACUAGUCUGGUCACCUGUUAGGUUCGAUGCAAUUCAGUUACCGCUGCCUUCUGUUCCCUCCAAGACGGAAGCGUUCUUUCUGCACAGUGGCUCAGUGUUUUCAGAUGUUUUGCAUGGGCUGGUGGUCCCUCUGUGGCACUCGGCGUUACAAUCAGUUCUAAGCUCCGCGUGACAGCGCAGGCCCCUGGCAGUAACUAUGCACAAUCCUGUGGUACAGUACACUCCGCGCCACCGACGCAGCCAGCCUGCUAUCAUAGUGGUUUUCUAUGCUAUAUGGAAAUAGUCUUUCAGCCUUGGCUCUCUAAUGCAGCUACUACAGGAGGCUGAUAUUUUUAUAAUGGUGUGUAAUCUCCUUUUCAGGAGGCUUUUUAUGGAAGGUAUAAUUUGUAAAAGUUAGGAUGCUUUGCCUCUCGACUGCAUUAACACGCCACAGGCUCAGACUGUUUUUGUGUAAAAGAUGUCACAGAACGGCACUUUUUCUAAAGAGAAGUUUGAUAUUUUGUAUGCUUGUUAAGAAAGUACAGUAUUGGAAAUUAAAGGUGGACAACUGAUAAUUGAGAAGUAUGUCAAUUAAUUUUUUAUGUAUAUUACCUGUUUACUUGUACAAUUUUAUUGUACAAAUUACAUGCAGCUUCAUUUUCAAAUGAGUCCUUAAAAUAAGGAAAAUCUUUUUAGGAAAACAUUUAAUUUUUGUAUUUUUGAUUUUAAAAGGCAUGAGUUAUGUCAACUUUUUCCAGUGUAUUAAUGAAGAUUUUAACUUUUCAUCAGGUUGAGUGUUUUCUUACUAUAUUAUCUGUUGUGUAUGUAGCUAGCACAUUGUGUCACUGAACUGUUUAAAGAAAUUAGCAUGUAGAGCAAGCCUGUUUUGUGGAAAAUCCUUAUUCAUUAAAAAAAAAAAAAAGAAAAAAAAUCAUCAUGGCAGAUUUUCUGCAAAAAAGUGAAAACAUUUGCAAUUCAGAAUACUGAUUUUUUUUGUAUUUAAAGAAAGGUAUUUUGCUUGCAGGAAAGAAAUACUACAGAUUCAUUUUAAUGAGAAUCUUUUAAAUGUAUUUAUCUUUAGGGCAUCUGGGCAUCUUUACGCUGUUUGUCUUAUGUCUUUAUUGAAAUAAAAUGUACAUAACAUUACCUUUA